Trichomycterus rosablanca is the source of this 856-nucleotide messenger RNA. RefSeq names its product glutathione peroxidase 1b (gene gpx1b). Gene Ontology annotation, biological process: response to selenium ion; hydrogen peroxide catabolic process; response to hydrogen peroxide. Gene Ontology annotation, molecular function: glutathione peroxidase activity. Gene Ontology annotation, cellular component: mitochondrion; cytosol. The record is from RefSeq and is a predicted model, not a curated record. The transcript has 2 exons. NCBI's taxonomy places the organism in Eukaryota, Metazoa, Chordata, Actinopteri, Siluriformes, Trichomycteridae.
CUCCAUCACUGCAUCCUGUGACCUCCUUCUGAACGUAAUUUGAAGAAGAAGUUGUUGUGCGCUCACCGUCAUGGCUACCGAGAAGUCGUUUUAUGACCUUACAGCGAAGACGCUGACAGGAGAGGAGUUUAAAUUUUCGUCUUUGCAGGGCAAAGUGGUUCUAAUAGAGAACGUGGCGUCUCUCUGAGGCACGACCACCAGGGAUUAUACCCAGAUGAACGAGCUCCAUGAGCGCUUCUCCGCCAAGGGACUUGUGAUUCUGGGCGUACCCUGCAAUCAGUUUGGCCAUCAGGAAAAUAGUAAAAAUGAGGAGAUCUUGCUCUCCCUAAAGUAUGUCCGUCCAGGAAAUGGCUUCGAGCCCAAAUUCAAGCUUUUGGAGAAGGUUGAUGUCAACGGACAACACGAACACCAAUUGUUCUUCUUUCUCAAAGAGAAGCUUCCAUUCCCCAGUGAUGAGCCCACCGCACUAAUGAAUGACCACAAAUGCAUCAUCUGGAGUCCUGUGUGCAGGAGCGACAUCUCCUGGAACUUCGAGAAGUUCCUAAUCGGCCCGGAUGGCGUUCCAUUUAAACGCUACAGCAAAAGAUUCCUGACCAACAACAUUGAGGGAGACAUAAAGAAGCUUCUUGGAAUCGCCAACUAAAGUGUCUUGACCAGUGUAGUCUUUCAUAGCUUGUUGUGCCCUCAUAUGCUUCAUGCUGCUGUGUUGGGAAUUUUACUUAAUGAAGAUGCCCUCUUAAACAGUGUUGUGGAGGGUUGUCAGAUGGUCGUAAAAAACCACAACUUAACAGUUGCAUUGAGCCCAUGAAUGGCACAUCAUGCCUUUUUUGAAUAAAUAAAUGCCUUGUACUUCUGA